Cladocopium goreaui is the source of this 1352-nucleotide messenger RNA. The record is from the annotation of a GenBank genome assembly. Lineage: Eukaryota; Dinophyceae; Suessiales; Symbiodiniaceae.
AGGAGUUCCCAGACGCAGAGAUUCACGUCUACGAACGCAGCGAGCAUGUGGGCGGACGAGCAAGGGUCUUCCAGCAUGGGAAACAUUCCUAUGAGGCCGGUGCUUCCAUUAUUCAUGAGAAGAAUCAGUACUUGUGGGACUUCGCGGAUGAAUUUCAACUGCAGAAGUUGAGCCCACCCGCCAUGCGCUUGUGGCUCCACAAUGGGAGAAGCAAAGUCUUCGAGGCCAGUGAGACGAAGUUUAUCGCGGUAUUGCAGCUUCUUUGGAGAUACGGCUGGGGGCCUUUCAAGAUGGACCAGUGGGUUCAAGGUUUCCUCAGGAAAUUUGAAGCCAUCUACACCUUGCAAGAGGAGUCGAAAGCCUUCACAUCUCCAAGACGCCUUUUAGAGGCCUGCGACCGCGCCUUCCCUCCGAUGCUCUCCGAGACCCUGAGAGAGCGCCUCGAGAGCGAUGGCUUCGGGCAGCAGAUGGUGGAGGAGUUGGUGGAAGGCAUGGUCAGGAUCAACUAUGGUCAGGGCCUGGAUGUAGGUGCCUUUGUGGGAGCUGUCGCCCUCUGUGGUUUCGUAGGACCGCUAUGGGCGGUGAAGGGCGGCAAUCACUUGUUGGCCGAGAAGUUGUUGAAGUCCGCCAGUGCCAAGUUGAUCCACGCGAAGGUGCAAGAGAUUCGGGCAGCAGAUGACCGCUACAGCAUUCGGGCACACUCCAGGGACAAAGAGCUUCUGGAGGACUACGACCUGGUGUUCCUAGCAGCUAUUCAGACUCCUGGCGACAUUCAAAUCACCCCGGCCGACAAGGCGUCCCAGAUUGGCAGGAGUUAUCAGCGCGUCUUCGCGAGUUUCUACAGCUCGCCUCCCAGACUGGGCAAAGAUCCUGCUCCUGUCAUCUUGAGCACAUCUCAGGAGGCAGAGUUCAACAGCGUCGGAGAAUACGACAGCACGACGGGUGAUGACUUUGUGCUGUGGAAGGCCUUCAGCAAGGCACCAUUGGAUCUGGAGAAGCCGGAUGCCUUGUUUCCCAAGGACUCGCACUGCGAAACCUUCGCAUGGUGGGCCUAUCCUGUCUAUGAGACGGAUGAGCGGAAGCGAGACAUCCCCUUCUGUUUGGAUGGUCGUGGCCUCUUCUACUGCAACGCCAUCGAGGGCACAGCGAGUGCUAUGGAGAUGGCGGUGAUCGGAGCCAAGAACUGUGUUCUUCUGGCCAGCAACAGGCUGAAAGGCCGAACCGCAGACAUCGACAGCAUCGACAGCGGCGGGGCAAAGGGCCCUCGAUCAAAGCUUUGAUUCUGUGAAGGCUUCAUGAUGGUUUGUUAGUGAUGAACAGAUGUGUGGUUGUCUGAAAAUGCGGGAUAUCCA